AUGUGUAGAAGUCUUAAAAAAAUAGAAGUUCAGUCAUUGCGACAAGAAUACUACAACUUGGACAUCCAACCUGGUGAUAUUGAAGCCAUCGAUACUGAUUUGAAUCAGUGUGAUGAACGGUUGGAUAAUUUAGAGGUUUUGAAACAAAAUACGUAUAAAAUAAAUGAUGAUCUGUUUUUUAAAGAGUCGUCUUUGGGGUGGAUAGCUUGCGGUAAACUUAAAGAAAGCGAAAUUACUCAGGAAAGAUAUUGUUUUCUAACUAAAAAUGAUUCGCUACAAGAUACACUAAAACUGUUUUUUGAUUUGGAGGGGCUUGGGAUUAAAGACGAUCCAAUUUUACAAGAGAAUGAUCAGGCCAUGAAAAUAUUUAAUGAAACUGUUGAAUUCAAAGACGGUCGUUACAUAGUACAACUUCCAUUUACAAAAGACUAUAAUGAACUUGCUGAUAAUUAUUCUUUAGCGAAACAACGUUUCCGAAGUUUAUGGAAAAGAUUUACGCAUGACCCGGAUCUCUAUGAUAGAUACCGUGAAAUUAUACAGGAUUAUACAAGUCAAGGCAUUAUAGAAAUAGUUAAACCUUAUAGUAUACAGGAUGAAUGUGAAAGACCUAUAUUUUAUUUACCCCAUAUGGCCGUUAAAAAAGAAAGUUUAACAACAUCGUUAAGAAUUGUGUUUGACGCUGCGGCGCACGAGGUCAAUGAACUCUCUCUCAAUGACUGUUUGUGGCCAGGGCCCAAUUUAAACCCGAAUCUUCUGGAUGUACUUAUUGAAUUUAGACUCAACCGAACAGCUUUCUGUUCUGAUGUGAAGCAGGCUUUCCUUCAAAUAGGUCUUGCUGAGGUACACAAAGACGCAGUAAGAUUCUUUUGGAGCAAUGAUGAGCCAAGUGUUUCUAAAGAUCCCAAAAUAAUUAUCUUCCAUUUUAAUAGAGUGAAUUUUGGAGUCAACUCAAGUCCAUUUCUACUCGCUGCUACUAUUAGGCACCAUAUCAAAAAAUAUGAAAAUGAUCUUCCUGUUAUCGUUCAACUUCUAGAUAGAAAUCUUUAUGUAGAUGCUUUUAUUUCCGGUAGCAAUGAAUUUUAUGAAGCAUUAGAAAUAUCUAAAGAUGCAAAUAAAGUAAUAGAAGCUGCUGGAAUGAUUCUAAGGAAGUGGAUAACUAAUGAUGCUGAUUUGAUGGAGCAGUGGAAGAAUGAGGGACUAGAUACUCAUCUUGUAAACGCUAGUGUUAGUCUGGGUUCCAAUCAGACUAAAGUGUUGGGACUUUUAUGGAACACCGGUGAAGAUUAUUUUUCUGUAGAUACCAGAAGUCUCCUAAAAUUCGUCUCCUCAAUCAAAAGUACAAAACGUUCGAUACUCCAGGCUAUAGGGAAGAUAUUUGACCCUUUAGGGUUAAUUUCAUGCUUCACCAUACGAAAGAAAUGUCUGAUCCAAGAAUUAUGGAGUGAAAAAAUUCCUUGGGAUGAAUCCUUGCCACCGAAAAUAGAGAAAGAAUGGAUAAAAUGGUGUGAAGAGAUACCUUUUUUAGAAAAUCUUAAGAUACCUAGACUGGUUCUUAAUUCUAUAUCCAAGGAUGAUAUCGUCGAGAUUCAUAGAUUUUGUGACGCCUGUAAGAACGCAUACGGUGCUACAAUAAAGGGAAAGACAAUUCAUUGGAAACAAUUCGUUGCUAAUCGAGUUAAAGAAAUAGCCACUUCGACAGAUCCAAACUCCUGGCACCAUUGUGCAGGUACAGAUAAUCCUGCAGAUAUUCUCUCUCGUGGAAUUAGUGCUGAAUGUUUGGUUGAUAGUUCCAGGUGGUGGACAGGUGCUGAAUUUCUGAUGGAAUCUGAUUUUCAAGAAACUUUGGAACAAUCAUUUCCUGAUAUAGAAUCCCUUGCAGAAGGCGAAAAAGAAACAAUUCUCCGAGAAGCAAAAAGUGUUUCCUCAACCGAGAGUACGGAAGAGACUGUUUUGAUAACUGAUGAUUCACAGACCCUGAUUGAUAAACUUUUAGAACUCUCAAAUAAUUAUGAUAAAAUUAAUCAUAUUUUGUGUUAUAUUUGCAGAUUUCUUCAUAAUUGUAAACAUAAGGAUAAGAAAAUGGGACCCUUGACAGUUGACGAGGUAAAGUAUUCUGAAAGUAUCCUGAUUAAGCAUUCUCAGAAGACACUGGUAAAUAAGAACAAUUUUUCUCGCAACAUUUCUAGCUUAAAUCCCUUUGUAGAUGGGGACGGUUUAAUACGAGUAGGUGGAAGGCUCGAUAAUGCUUCAGUACCCUUUGAUCAAAAGCAUCAGACAAUCUUACCGAAAAAGUCCAAAUUAAGUAAAAUUUACUUCGAUUGUUUACACAGGAAAUUACUUCAUAUUGGCCCUCAAGGUUUGUUAAGUGCAGUUAGGUUAAAAUUUUGGCCUUUAGGAGGCCGUAAUCUUGCACGUCAAACUGUACAUCAAUGUGUAACAUGUUUCAAAUCUAAGCCCUUCCUUUCCACUCAAAUUAUGGGUAAUUUACCAAGUGAAAGAGUCAACAUGUCACCCCCAUUUUCCGUCACAAUUGACCUGUGCGGCCCUUUUGCUGUUAAAUAUAAACAUCAACGUAAGGGUACUCUCAACAAAGUAUAUAUUUGUAUUUUCAUUUGUUUUUCCACAAAAGCCAUCCAUCUUGAACAGCUGACUGAUUUGACUUCCGAUUCGAUGAUUGCCACAUUGAAACGAUUUACGAGUAGACGCGGAAAAUGCUCCAAAAUCUAUACUGAUAAUGCCACUAAUUUUGUUGGAGCUAAUUCUCAAUUAAAAAAGUUUUAUGGAUUAAUUAAUUUUCCAGAUCAGAUUUUGGCUAAUUAUUUUACCUCUGAAAGCAUAGAAUGGAAUUUUAUUUCACCAAAAUCACCACAUUUUGGUGGUCUUUGGGAGGCGGGUGUAAAAUCAGUAAAACAUCAUCUUAAAAGAGCAGUUGGAAAAUUUCAUUUCACUUAA
This is a messenger RNA of Parasteatoda tepidariorum (common house spider), 2952 nucleotides long. RefSeq lists its product as uncharacterized. The record is from RefSeq and is a predicted model, not a curated record. Gene Ontology annotation, biological process: DNA integration. Lineage: Eukaryota; Metazoa; Arthropoda; Arachnida; Araneae; Theridiidae. Gene Ontology annotation, molecular function: nucleic acid binding.